AUGGCCACCCAGAUCAGCGUGCUUGAGUCGCUGGCGAAUCUCUUUAGCUCCCGGGAAGUCAGGGCACCGAGCGUGGAAGUGGCGCUUCUGCCUCGUGUGGGAAGGUUGGCGGACAGCGACGCUCUGGAGAACCACGUAGGGGAGAGCGACUACAUUGUGGAAACACUCGCUGCUGCACCCUACUCCGUCUUGAACGAUGCUUCAAGUAGCAGCUCCAUUUUGUUGUUGCCAGAGCUACAAAGCCCUGUCAUAUCCUUGCCAAUACAGUCGUCCAGCUCAGCGCCGCAGGAGCGCGCCUAUGACACACGCUUAGGCGGGGGUUGGCCGCAACAGGCGUCUGCGACGAGCGAGCUCGCUUCCUUGACAAAGGCCCUAAGUGUGCUGAGCGCAAUUCUGCAGAGAUCCCAACGUGCUCAUCAGCGCUCGCGCAAUUUUGGCCACCUGCUGACUUUGCUCACGGACGGGCGUUUUGUUGCCACAGCUGCAGAACAGGUACAGACACUUUGGCUGCGCUGCAAUGGACAUGCAGGAUUGGCCGGGGCGCAAGCAGGCGAAGAUGCAGCUCUUUCACUCUACUGCGAUGUUCUGCUCCUAGUUGCGUACCAUGCGAGGACUGCAGGUUCCAGCGACAAGGUUUCAUCCAGCCUUGUAGUCUCUGAAGAGGUGCUUGCAUCGUUGUACGCGGUCAACAGAGACAUGGGUGCAGAACUUGUCAGGGCAGCCGCGCAUCGGCCAGCCUACCUGCGUCGUAGUGUCGUCUCUCUCACUGCGUUCUGUAUUCUGCAGGCGGCUGGUCUUCCCCACAGGGUGCUCGAGGAUGCGCUGCUAAACCUGGAACUCGGUUCUGCCGCGCAGGCAAACAUGGCGCACAUGGCCUUCAUGGCGGCUCUUCCAACGACAUGGUCACACAUGACACUGAUGUGGCAAUGUCGCGUGCUCGAAGUGGUGCGCAAGGCUACCCUCUAUGACACCGCUGCCGACGUUGCCAGCUGCACGGACAGCGCCACCGCCGUUUGUGUCAUCAAGCGAAUCAGUGCGUGGGUGUAUGGAUACGCAAUGCACAGCUUCUUAUCUGUGAUGUCGGAGGCCGCGUGGUACUACUGUACGGCUGAUGCACUCCUCCACAUCAGUCGCGCUGUGAGCGUGUAUGGGCCGACAUGGACGGCCUACUCGGAGAGCUACAUGAAUCUUGUCAGCUUUCUGCAUCGCGCUCUCAGUCGGUACGAGCUGCCCUACGCCCAGGGGGAGCCGGCCGCGUUGAGAGUGGCGGCGCCUGGCGCGUCAAAGGGGACCUUAGCAGGAUCGUCGAGAGCAACUCUUCGUGCGAAUCAGCGGGUGGGUGUGCACUCCACGCAACGGACGGAGUCAUCGGUGGAGUCGCUUAUGCGGCGCGCCAUUCUCGGUGCGGCGGGCGCGGGAAACGACGCUGGCUUCCCGGACCAGCAGCGAGGGGAGGACAGGAUCACCUGCACCGCUUUUCAUACCAGUGAUAGCGCCUCUGUGGAAGGCGACGGUGUGCUGGGCGAGAGUGAUGAUUCCCCGGAAUCCUUUCUAGCACGAUGCGAGGCAGAUCCUGAUUCUCCCCGAAACUUCGUCUUCUAUCUGUCUCUGCUGGCGUACGUGACCUCGGCGCUGCCGUCGCUGCUGGACUCGCUGGGAGAACUCCGUCUCUUCUUUUAUCUUUCCCAGUCCACUCGCACUACAGUGAUUGCAAACAACGCCGCCCCGGCGGGCGGUGCGGAAGCAACGGAGGCGCCUCACUCCGCGUCCGGAAGGGGCCGCAGCCUUUUUGCCUUGUGCAUGGACGGACUGCGCGUCACUCUCAACUCCGCCCUCGCUCACACCACCGAGAAGAAGAGUGUGCAAGAUCGCGAGAAGCGUCUGCUCUGCGAGUCCGCUACCACACUCUUAUGCGCCUUCCUGUGUCAAUUUCCGCACUCGUUGCAGCAGCUCGAGAAAGAGGCCGGCGCCUGUCAUCUCGUCAGUCUCGCGAACCAAGUGGUGACAACCAUUCUCAAGGCACCAAGGCCUUCGCUGCGGAUGAAGCGACUCGCGUACCGCUUACUGCAGCGCUACGCAUCCGCCGUGGACUCUUUGGGGGCUGUAAUGGCACAUCUCUUGGCCCCGUCGCACUGGGCAGCGCUGCGAUUGGACGAUGAGUAUGUCGAGGCCGACUGGACCGCAUGCCUACAGCUCUAUCCGCAUCUAUGCCGUACCAUAUAUGAGUUGUCUCCUGCAGAGCCUGGGCGUCUUGUCUCGCUGCUAGCGGGAAUUCCGGCAGGCGCCUUCAGCUGCUCUUCUAGUGGUGCAGAGACAGCCACUACGCUAGUGCACGCCAUCUUCACCUUGAUAGAGGAUCAUGCCGAAGACGCGACGCUCUUUGCUGGUGUGACAGUGCCGCAGCUGCCACAGGUUAUCGCCCGUAUCGGCGAGGCGCUCGAUACCUUGGCGAAGGCGUACGUCAAAGGAAAUUGGAUGGUGGGCGGGGAGUCGACAUGGUGCUCCGUGUGCGCCGCCGCCUCCUUGCUCUACAAGGCUGUACUGCUCUACGACGUACCUGCACUAGUGGCGACGUCGGUCUUUCCUGCACCGUCUGGCCUCCAAGGGCGCAUCAGUGGCGGUAGCGUGAUGAGUGAGAUGCGUGAUGGUGGUGGUGCCUGUCGUUCGUGCAGCGUGGUGCAGGUACUCCUGCAGCUGCUCUGCGAAGAUCUCUUGGCACCGAUUCAUCAUGCCGUGACUGAGCUUCUCGUGGCAGCCUUGCACGCAGCCGCUCUCCACCGCACCUCCGACUUCGUGCUUCAAAUGUUUCGUUCACACCUCUCACCGAACGAGGUCGUGGCUAUCACCCAACGGAUUCUGCAGAUGCAGCGGGUGAAUGUGGGGUCGCCAUCAAACGCAAUGCGACUGGAGUUGGUGCAGGCAAUGGCCAUGUGGUGUCCGGCGCUAUUCCUCUUCGUGUUUGGGCCGGAGAAGCGUGACGUUGGCGAGGACGCCGACGCUAGUGAAGGCGCCGCGGACGGGCGAUUCGGGAGUGGGGACAGUGGCGUUGACAGCGGCAGCGUUGACCAGCCAAAAACACAACCAGCAGGUCUGCCGCUCAUGCAGUUGCUCGUGGAAACAGUGCGCUCAGACAAGGCCGCCCUCUACGAAAAGGCGCUUGCGCUGAACAUACUUCGGUGCAGCGGUAUGACAAAGCUUGUGCCUGUGCAGGAAAUUGUGUCCCUUGUGCCGCGCAAUGACGGUGAUGAGACAAAGACAAACGCUAGCCGCAAGGGUGGCGAGUGGGAGGAGGCAACGCUGGUGGUGGCAUGUGUCGCCUAUGUGAAUGCGAGAGUUGCGCUUGAGCUGUCCAAGGCGAAGCUGACUGGCUCCACACUGGACAGCUGCGCUGCCAGCGGUGCCGGUGGAGAGGUGAAUGACAGCAACAAAUCGACAACGUCGACUCGAGACAGCACCACCGCUCCACCAACGCAGCAGCGACGCUCAACCCUAGUGCCCCUGUCGCCGUUUGGAUCGACAAGCGCUCGUAGCAAGGUGCUGGCUCCCUACACAGAUAUCAUGGAUCAGUUGCUUCGCCAUGGCGCUGCUGCUCUGCAGCGGGUGCGCAGCCUGUACGAUGUGGAGUGGUGCGAAGUGGACUAUGAUGACCAAACCAACUGGUUGGCACGGCAGGCAACGAGGUUGACACUAGGCGAGAACACUGACGUCAGUGCCAGUGUUAUCUUUCCGCGCGGGAGCGCAGUGACAGCAUCAAAGCGUUUGGCAUGUGGAAGUCAGCUCGACAGCGUCCACACCACUCUCCACCGAACAUCGCAGGUCAGCGUUCUGAGCCGCUGUGCUGUGCCAACGGCUCUCGCUGCUGCCUCUGCUGCCCGUGCCAAAAGGGAGCUGUCGAACACGGCGACCUCCUUCCACACCCUCUCCAGCGAAAGCGUCGAGGUCGUCGCGGCGCAUCGGCGGCUCUUCCCUGUUGGCACCGCCGCUACACGCUUCUUUCUCGGCACUGGUGACGACCGGCGCCUCAACAGCCUUGCCGCACAGCUGGAUACAAUGGCAGACUUGGCCACUGCGCUUGAGCAGCUGUUGUGGCUCAGUGGGGUUGAUACGUACACGGCGGGGCUCUUCGGUAAGCGGACACAACAGCUACUCGAGUGUGCCGUUGAGUCAGUGCUGUCUUGCCAGCCGGGGCCGCCGAUGUUGGCCCCAUUCCUUACCCGUCAAGUGCAGCAACAACUGCGUCUCGCCAAGGCGGCCACGAGUAUCUUGGAGAGUGCGGUUGGCAGCGAGGCAGCCGAGCUGCUCGAGAUGAGCCCCACCGGGCAGCACUCACUGCGGCGUCUGGUGUCCUUUGCCAAGGCGAAUCGCCGAAACACGUUUGUGCUGCUCGACACACUUCCUGUUGUCACAGCGUUUCCGUUGUCCAACUUCACCACCUACGCCACCAUGGAGGAGUUAAUGGCGAUGGUGCAGGAAGCCCUGCACGCCAAGCUGCAGCUAUGCACCUGGACGGCAGAGACACUGGUGAUGCUGGAGAGGUUGGUAAACGGAUGCACACGCGUCUUCAGUCGGCCACGCACUGACGGGUGUGGCGAUGCAGUGCUCGUCAGCCGCCUGCUGCCAACCUUGAUGCAGGUAGCGUCGCGUCUCUCACGAUUUGUUCAGCCAACACAGCCGACCAACACCGAUGCGCUUCGCUUUGUGCGAGUUUUGGAGUGCGUUGGCUGUGUCAUUGCCCACUGUGGUGAGCAGAUGGCAGCUGUCGGCUUUGUGGAGGAAGAUGUCCUCCUAGGCUUUCUGCAGGCACUGGGUCAGUUUUCUGCCUCCUCUGUCUAUGAUGCCGCUGCGCAGCGGCACCUGCGUCUGGCGUGGAGCGUCUGCUGGAUUGCGCUGCUCUCCUUGUGGUGUACGAUCAUGUCCGUGCGAGGGCAAUACAGCGCAAUCGCGUCAGGCUGGGUGCCAUCACUGAAAGCAGCACUGCUGAGCAGCCCACGGUUUGCUGCUGCUCUUAGCGCGUUUGCCGGUGUACGGGGAGCCGACCGGUGCAGACUACUCCUGUGGGAGGUAGAGGAAGUGGACUGGUGCACGCGACUUGUGGCGGUACUAGCGGUGCAGAACGUCCUUCUUGAAAAGCUCACACCGUGUGUCCAGGCAGGCUUUGUGUUCCUCCGGCAACCUCACUUACAACAGCAGUGUGUGUCCUCGCUGCCGAGUGCAGAGGCGGCGAUUAGUGAGGGAAAGCGUAUCACGAUCGCUCAGUCUUAUGUGCUGCGCAGCGAACUCACGAUCCUGUUGAAGCAGCCAUCGUACGCCGUUCCGCGUGACGGCGCCACACUGGCAUCCUUUGUGUUUCCGCUAGAGUUACUCGGGCAGACGGUGGAGCUGGCGAGCGCGCCCAGCCUCUCCAACGACGACGUCGCCGCUGCUUCCACAGCCAUCUCGCUCGUAUACUCCUUAGACCUCUUGCGCCAGUUCACCUUGUGGGAGCUGCAGAUUCUUCGGAAAGUCGCCGCCACUUCUGCCCCUACUGGCGGCAUUGGACUCGAGCGCUCCUCGAAUAUGGGGCUCACAAGUUUUGCAUCGCGGGAGUCAAGUGUGACGCGAUCCUCCAGCAAGAGACCGCUUGCCGGCGACACUGACACCGCUACAGACGUUGAUGACUCUUUCACAGCUGAUGGUCAGAUCGACAUCGCGACAGAUGUUCAGACAGUGCACCUGGAGACUGUGCAGCUCGCCUUGACGGCGUACGCCUUCACGGUGCAGGAUUUUAUCCAAAACGCGAGAAAUGCACCUCGUAUUUUGUACACAGCCGAGGUGGUCUGUGGGGUGCGACACUCGAUGGAGCGUCUCGUUCGCACACUGCGAAGCUUCGUGAAGGACCUCAGCGAGGUGCGUUGGCCGUUGCUCAGUCGCGUGGUGCAAGGACAGACGGCGCAGCUACAGCACUUCAUCGAGUGCCUGUGA
Messenger RNA from Leishmania braziliensis MHOM/BR/75/M2904, 5961 nucleotides. RefSeq lists its product as hypothetical. The record is from RefSeq and is a predicted model, not a curated record. The transcript has a single exon. The coding region runs from base 1 to 5961 and encodes 1986 amino acids. NCBI's taxonomy places the organism in Eukaryota, Euglenozoa, Kinetoplastea, Trypanosomatida, Trypanosomatidae.